GAGGAAAGCCAUUUGUUUCUAGGAUAACUGGACUGAUGGGGAAAAUUUUGUAGUCAUCCCCUUGCAAGGUAAAGGGGCCAGUUGUGACAUUUGCCAGCUCAGGAACCAUGAAGAGAUACAGGGUGACUCAUGUCUGGCAGCUCCUGAAGAAGGAACUGGGGCUGUACCAGCUCGCCAUGGAUAUUAUAGUAAUGACCCGAGUGUGCAAGAUGUUCCGCCAAGGCCUCGGGGGAUUCCGGGAAUAUCAAAUCAUCGAGCCUGUUCACAGAGAGCACCCUAUCUUCUCCUUCUGGGAUAAAAAGAAGCAAGGCCGAAUCACAUUUGACACCCUGGACUUCAUUGCAGAGGAGGGCCACUUCCCACCAAAGGCCAUUCAGAUCACACGAAAGAAGCCUUCCUGGAGGACAGAGCAGGAGAUCCACUCCCUCUGCAACAUCAUGCAGGUUCUGGCUAGCUACCGGAACUACGAGGAGCCCUUGCAGCUGCUUCUAGCCAAGAUCAUGCGCUUUGAAAGGUUUGGUCGCAGGCGUGUGAUCAUCAAGAAGGGACAGAGGGGCAACAGCUUUUACUUCAUCUACAAGGGCACAGUUGCAGUGACCAAGGACGAAGACGGCAGCAGUGCCUUCCUGGACCCCCACCCGGCAUUGAUGCACAAGGGUGGCUGUUUUGGGGAAAUGGGCCUUCUGCAUGCUUCAACAAGGAGGGCCACUGUAGUCUGUAUGGAAGAAACGGAGUUCUUGGUUGUCGACCGGGAGGACUUCUUUGCUAAUAAGCUGGACCAGGAAGUUCAGAAGGAUGCUCAGUAUCGGUUUGAAUUUUUUAGGAAGAUGACUCUGUUUGGAUUGUGGUCUGAUGAGAAGCUCUGGCAACUUGUAGCCCUGGGGAAGAUCGAGAAGUUCUCCUACGGGCAGCUGAUCUCAAAAGACUUCGUAGACUCAUCCUACAUCAUGUUUAUCAGCAAGGGCAGCUGUGAAGUCCUGCGCCUGAUAGACCUUGGGAACUCCCCCUCCUACUACAAGUGGAUCUGGCAGCAUUUGGAACUGAUAGCGGACAAGCCUCUGAAGACCUGCCUCAAGGAAUCCUCUCCUAUGGAGAGGUUUAAGGAAUUUCAGAUCAAGUCAUAUCCUCUACAGGACUUCAGUGCUUUGAAACUUCUGCAUCUCCAGAAAGCUUGGGAACAACGGGAGACGAGCCUCAGUCAGAACGUCAAAACCUCAGGGAAUAGUCUCCCAAAGCUGUUGGGCCCGAAGAUCAAAUCCAGGCAGGCUCAUUCAAUCAAAUGUUCCAUGAUCAAUACCAAGUUUGGAGAGCUCCCCAAGGAGGCUGCAGUGGGGGCUUACAUGAAGGUCCACACUGUGGAGCAAGGAGAAAUUGUGGGCCUUCACCAGAUAUUCCUCCCGGAAAACGAGCGUGACAUGCGACCCUUGAUCCUCAUGAGCUUGGGAACUGAGGUGAUACGGAUGAGAAAAGAUAGAUUUUAUGAUCUCAUUGAUGACGAGAUAAGAAAAAAGUUGUCAAGGGUCAAGCCUGAGUACCCCAGCGAUGAAGACAUGUGCCAGAGGUUUCUCCAGGAGAACAGCUGGAACGUCUUCCGGAAGGACCUGCUGCGGCUGCUGGUGGAGCCUCGCCAAAGUCCCCCAUUCGUCCCAAUUCGGUCCAAGAAGGGGAUCUAUGAUCCUAAGUCUCUGACCCUGGAUUUGUGUGGCAUCAAUAAGGAGACGAAACCCCACCAUCCUACUAAACCCCGUCAUCCUGUAUUUAUGGCAUCCCAAAAAUAUCUGCCCCCAAUAAGGAUUGUGGAAGCCAUCACAGCACCUCGGUAUAAAAUCCAAGAACUCCUGCCUCAAUAUAAAAAUGCGGGGGUCCUUCUUUAG
Messenger RNA from Carlito syrichta (Philippine tarsier), 1874 nucleotides. It is a transcript of the gene CNBD2, whose product is annotated as cyclic nucleotide binding domain containing 2. The record is from RefSeq and is a predicted model, not a curated record. Gene Ontology annotation, biological process: spermatogenesis. Gene Ontology annotation, molecular function: cAMP binding. The coding region runs from base 108 to 1874 and encodes 588 amino acids. The transcript is spliced from 13 exons. Lineage: Eukaryota; Metazoa; Chordata; Mammalia; Primates; Tarsiidae.